UUUGAUGGUGGGUAUGGUAGAAGGUGUGAACCUGGACCUCUGAAUCACACACAGUGUUACAAACCAACGGUACCAAAGUAAAAAAACAACAACAACAACAACAACAGAAGACAGGAAGAAGGACAGAAAGAAGGCAUAAGUCACAAGAAAACUGAGAUGUGUGCAAUUUCCUGGAAACUGAUGAAACAUGAUGAAAAAAGGAAUAACUUCAAUUUGCACAAAGUCCAGUCGCCAAUGCAAGAGCUGACUGGGCUUCCAAAAGAUGAGAGAAGCUCAGUGCUUUAAAACACUCGGUGUCUUGGAAAGCAGUCACCAAGGCCUAGGGGGAAAUGCUCACUUGGUCUCCUCUUGGGCUCCACCAGCACUGCCAGAACUAAGCUGCCAGAACCAUUCCUUGGGGGGCAAUCGUGAAGAAAGGAGGAACUCUGACCUCAUACUUCCUGUGGAUUUACUGUCCGUCUUCUGUCUGGGCCAGAAAAUCCAGGCGCAGAAAGGGGACCUUCCCCUUCCUGCUAUAUUUGCCAAACCCAGUUCUCCGAUUCCCUGGAAUGAGCCUGUGACGAUCCUGUGCCGGGGAACUAACUUAUCUUACCUGUACCAGCUGGACGUGCUGAGGAACUCCACAUACACGCAGGUGGAGAAGAAACUGGUAUUGCAGGAGGAGGCCGAAUUCACCAUUAACCACAUGGAUGCCAGCACCGCGGGGCGUUACCAGUGCCGCUACAGGGUAAAGACCGGCUGGUCCCCUCACAGCAGAGCCUUGGACCUGGUGGUGACAGGCUCACACGAAAAGCCCCGCCUGGCGCCGGGCCAGCGCCUUGUGGUGAAGCUGGGAGAGACCGUCCCCCUCCAGUGCUGCUCGGAGCACAGCCUGUUUGACGGGUUCUCGCUGACCGCGGACAACGGGCGCACUCUGGCCCCGUGCCGGCAUGAUGGACACCAGAGCCUCUUCACCCUGGGGCCCGUGGACGCCGGCUUCUCAGGGAACUACAGCUGCUACGGUUGGCACAACAACACCCCUUAUGUGUGGUCGGCCCCCAGCAAUGCCCUGGAGCUCGUGGUCACAGAUUACACCGUGGAAAAUCUGAUCCGAAUGGGCACGUCCGGGCUGGUCCUCGUGGCUCUUUUGGCCCUACUGGCCGAAUCCUGGCACAGCCGGCAGGUGCCAAGCGGGGGAGACGGCAAACACCAGAGUACACGGACACACCAGGCAGCGUGGAGCUCCGAAGGAGCCCCCACCGGCCACAGUGGACACUGGGCCCCGAAGCAGACGUGACCCAGCACGUCUAGAGUCCUGACGAGCCGCAUGGAGACUGCAAAGGGCAGAGAGUCGCCCACAGGGUCACUGAGCUCGUUUUCAAGCCAAUCGAUUAUUACUUUAUCAUGUGAAGCCGAUGUAUUUGCCCCCCACCUGCCUGGACAUUGGUGAUAAAACCCUCGCUGUGUAGUCUCGGCUUUGUUCA
Messenger RNA from Talpa occidentalis (Iberian mole), 1463 nucleotides. Its product is annotated as immunoglobulin alpha Fc receptor-like. The coding region runs from base 263 to 1276 and encodes 337 amino acids. The record is from RefSeq and is a predicted model, not a curated record. NCBI's taxonomy places the organism in Eukaryota, Metazoa, Chordata, Mammalia, Eulipotyphla, Talpidae. The transcript has 5 exons.